CAAACUCCCGCUAGAGACUUGCUCUUUGUGAAAAUCCAAUCAUUUCUUCUCUUCAUUUUCUUCAUCUACUUCCUCUGUUUUCUCUCUCUAGAUUUGUCUCUGCAACUCAGAAAUCGAACAUGAAUGAAGAAUACGACGUAAUAGUUCUUGGAACAGGUUUGAAGGAAUGUAUUCUCAGUGGUCUUCUCUCUGUCGACGGACACAAGGUACUGCAUAUGGAUAGGAAUGACUACUAUGGAGGAGCGUCGAGCUCGCUUAGUCUCAAUCAGCUUUGGAAGAGAUUCAGAGGAGAUGAUAAACCACCAGAAAGUUUAGGAUCAAGCAAAGAGUACAAUGUUGAUAUGAUACCCAAGUUCAUGAUGGCUAAUGGUGCUUUGGUUCGAGUUCUCAUACAUACUAACGUUACAAAGUAUCUCAACUUUAAGGCAGUUGAUGGUAGCUUUGUCUACAACAAAUCAAAGAUUCACAAAGUACCAGCUACUGAUGUUGAAGCACUGAAAUCCCCAUUAAUGGGGUUGUUUGAAAAACGCCGUGCUCGAAAGUUAUUCAUUUAUGUACAAGAUUACGAAGACAAUGAUCCAAAAUCUCAUGAAGGUCUGGAUCUCACUAAAGUCACAGCGCGGGACCUUAUCCAAAAAUACGGGCUAGAAGACAACACAGUUGACUUCAUCGGCCAUGCUGUGGCACUCCAUAGAGAUGAUAGCUACUUAGAUGAGCCUGGAUUGGAUUUUGUAAAGCGAAUGAAGCUUUAUGCGGAAUCUUUGGCUCGUUUUGAAGGUGGGUCCCCAUACAUAUAUCCAUUGUAUGGAUUGGGAGAACUUCCCCAGGCAUUUGCUCGUCUUAGUGCAGUUUAUGGUGGUACCUACAUGCUAAACAAGCCAGAAUGCAAGGUAGAGUUCGAUGAAAACGGAAAAGCCAUUGGGGUGACAUCUGAAGGAGAAACUGCAAAGUGCAAAAAAGUUGUAUGCGAUCCUUCUUAUAUGCCUGACAAGGUUCAAAAGGUUGGAAGGGUCGCUCGUGCCAUAUGCAUAAUGAGUCAUCCAAUUCCAAACACCAGUGAUUCUCACUCGGCUCAAGUUAUCCUUCCUCAGAAACAACUUGGGCGUAAAUCAGACAUGUACCUGUUUUGCUGCUCCUACACUCAUAAUGUAGCUCCACAAGGGAAAUAUGUAGCUUUCGUUUCAGCAGAAGCAGAGACUGACCAACCUGAGGUAGAAUUGAAGCCUGGAAUUGACCUACUCGGUUCUGUAGAUGAGACAUUCUUCGAUAUUUAUGACGUAUACAAACCCACAAACAAAGAAGAUGAUGACAAUUGCUUCAUAUCCACUAGUUAUGAUGCAUCAACACAUUUUGAGUCUACAGUUCAAGACGUCCUCGCAAUGUACCAUAAGAUAACUGGAAAGGAGGUUGAUCUUACUGUGGAUCUCAGUUCUGCCAGUGCUGCUGCUGGCGAAUAAUCAAAUUUUAUGAAUCUCCUCAAAACAUAAGGAUCUCCAAGAGUUGCAAUUGUUGAGUCUUUUCAUUUUUUCUUCGUCAUUUUAUAAUUGUUGAGUCUUUUCAUUUGUGAUGGUCUGCGAACAAAUUAUUCUUUUCAUUUGGUCAUUUUAUAAUUGUUGAGUCUUUUCAUUUGUGAUGGUGUGCGAACAAGUUAUUCUUUUCAUUUGGUGAAAUAUGCUAUGAAACCGGCAUUUCUUUCGCAUUGGGAAAUUGUUUUUCAGCUUUGUAAGUGCAAUUAAAUAAGUGAAAGACUGCAUUUGAAUAAGA
Molecule: messenger RNA, 1764 nt
Organism: Papaver somniferum (opium poppy)
Lineage: Eukaryota; Viridiplantae; Streptophyta; Magnoliopsida; Ranunculales; Papaveraceae
Product: guanosine nucleotide diphosphate dissociation inhibitor At5g09550-like
Exons: 13
Coding region: 120-1457 (445 amino acids)
Biological process (GO): small GTPase-mediated signal transduction; protein transport; vesicle-mediated transport
Cellular component (GO): cytoplasm
Molecular function (GO): Rab GDP-dissociation inhibitor activity
Source: RefSeq, a predicted model, not a curated record